GUCUGGGGGAGGUCACCCUGUCACUGCUGAAGGAAUGCCUCAUUUCCAGGUCAUUUGCAUGGGCCCUGCUGUGAAAUGAACCAAGCAAGGACUUGUCGGACACUUCCUUCCUUGCCUUGUUGAACACUCCCAGCACAGCGAUUGUUCCACUGUUGUUCUAAUUGUGUCCUGUCCUCCUCUUGCCAAGGCAAACAGCCCAGUCUCGAGUAGGCGUCCCUUAGGCUCGUCUGCCAGCCUGAACAUGAACACAGGUAAAGCUGAUGACAGCCAGGGUUCCCAAGGGACGUGGGGCCCCUUGGGGUCUGGCCCCCAGGAGCAGGUCGUCUCAUGAUGUUGGUGUCCGGGAGUAAGCACCAUGCCCAUCACCCAGGACAAUGCCGUGCUGCACCUGCCCCUCCUCUACCAGUGGCUGCAGAACAGCCUGCGGGAGGGUGGGGAUGGGCCGGAGCAGCGGCUCUGCCAGGCGGCCAUCCAGAAGCUGCAGGAAUAUAUCCAGCUGAACUUCGCUGUGGAUGAGAGUGCAGUCCCACCUGACCACAGCCCCCCGGGGAUGGAGAUCUGUACUGUGUACCUCACCAAGGAGCUGGGGGACACAGAGACCGUGGGCCUCAGUUUUGGUAACAUCCCUGUUUUUGGGGACUAUGGUGAAAAGCGCAGAGGGGGCAAGAAGAGAAAAACUCACCAGGGCCCUGUGCUGGACGUGGGCUGCAUCUGGGUGACGGAGCUGAGGAAGAACAGCCCAGCAGGGAAGAGUGGGAAGGUCCGACUGCGGGAUGAGAUCCUCUCCCUAAACGGGCAGCUGAUGGUCGGAGUUGAUGUCAGUGGGGCCAGUUACCUGGCUGAGCAGUGCUGGAAUGGCGGCUUUAUUUACCUGAUCAUGCUUCGUCGCUUUAAGCACAAAGUCCAUUCUCCUUAUAAUGGCAACAGUAGCAACAGCUCUGAACCAGGAGAAACACCUACAUUGGAGCUGGGUGACCAAACUGUGAAAAAAGGGAAAAGAACAAGGAAGUUUGGAGUCAUUUCCAAACCUUCUCCCCACAAGGCCACUGAAGAAUCCAAGAGCAGCACUGGCUGUGAGUUGGACAAUGACCCCAUCUCUGAGCUGGACAAUGGCCCGGACUCUGACCUUGGAAAUGGUCAUGCCUUUGAGCUAGAAAAUGGUCCAGAUUCUCUCAAGGAGGUGGCUGGAUCCCAUCUCGACGGGUCAGAAGUGGACAGAGGGACAGAGCAUAGAAUUCCAAAGACAGAUGCUCCUCUGCCCACAGGUGAUGACAAACGCCGCGUCUCAAAAUCUGGGAAGACGGACUUCCAAUCGAGUGACUGCCUGGCACGGGAGGAAGUUGGCCGGAUAUGGAAGAUGGAGCUGCUUAAAGAAUCGGAUGGGCUGGGAAUUCAGGUUAGCGGAGGCCGAGGAUCAAAGCGCUCACCUCACGCUAUCGUUGUCACUCAAGUGAAGGAAGGAGGUGCCGCUCACAGGGAUGGCAGACUGUCCUUAGGAGAUGAACUGCUGGUAAUCAAUGGUCACUUAUUGGUCGGGCUCUCCCACGAGGAAGCUGUGGCCAUUCUUCGCUCAGCCACUGGAAUGGUUCAGCUGGUGGUGGCCAGCAAGGAAAGCUCUGCAGAGGACCUACUGAGGUUAACAUCUAAGAGUUUGCCUGAUCUGACCAGCUCAGUAGAGGAUGUGUCCUCUUGGACCGACAACGAAGACCAGGAGCCAGACGGGGAAGAGGAUGAAGGGACCAGCUCAUCUUCCGUCCAGGGAGCAAUGCCUGGGACAGAGGAGCCCCAAGAUUUGUGUGGCCUCGAGGAAUCCAAGGGCAACCUGGAAAGUCCCAAACAGGGCAGCAGUAAACUGAAGCUCAAGAGUCGUCUCUCAGGGGGCGUACACCGUCUAGAGUCUGUUGAAGAAUAUAACGAGCUGAUGGUGCGAAAUGGGGAUCCCCGGGCCAGGAUGUUUGAGGUCUCCCGAGAUGGCCGAAAGCACUCUCUUCCACAGCUACUGGACUCUUCAGGAGCGGCACAGGAAUACCACAUUGUAAAGAAGUCCACCCGCUCCCUAAGCGCUACUCAGGUGGAAUCUCCUUGGAGACUCAUUCGGCCAUCGGUCAUCUCUAUCAUUGGGCUGUACAAAGAAAAAGGCAAGGGUCUUGGCUUUAGCAUUGCUGGAGGUCGAGACUGCAUUCGAGGACAGAUGGGGAUUUUUGUCAAGACCAUUUUCCCAAAUGGAUCAGCUGCAGAGGAUGGAAGACUUAAAGAAGGGGAUGAAAUCCUAGAUGUAAAUGGAAUACCAAUAAAGGGCUUGACGUUUCAAGAAGCCAUUCAUACCUUUAAGCAAAUCCGGAGUGGAUUAUUUGUCUUAACGGUACGCACAAAGUUACUGAGCCCAAGCCUCACGCCCUGCUCAACACCCACGCACAUGAGCAGAUCCAGCUCCCCAAACUUCAAUGCCAGUGGAGGAACCUCAGUGGGAGGCUCCGAUGAAGGCAGUUCUUCAUCCCUGGGUCGGAAGGCCCCUGGGCCCAAAGACAGAAUUGUCAUGGAAGUAACACUCAACAAAGAGCCAAGAGUUGGGUUAGGCAUUGGUGCCUGCUGCCUAGCUCCAGAAAACAGCCCGCCGGGCAUCUACAUUCACAGCCUUGCCCCCGGAUCAGUGGCCAAGAUGGAGAGCAAUCUGAGCCGCGGAGAUCAAAUCCUGGAAGUGAACUCAGUCAACGUUCGCCAUGCUGCUUUAAGCAAAGUUCAUGCCAUCUUGAGCAAAUGCCCCCCAGGACCCGUUCGCCUUGUCAUCGGCCGGCACCCUAAUCCAAAGGUUUCCGAGCAGGAAAUGGAUGAAGUGAUAGCACGCAGCACUUAUCAGGAGAGCAAAGAGGCCAAUUCCUCUCCUGGCUUAGGUACCCCCUUGAAGAGUCCCUCUCUUGCAAAAAAGGACUCCCUGAUUUCUGAAUCGGAACUCUCCCAGUACUUUGCCCAAGAUGUCCCAGGCCCCUUGUCAGACUUUGUGGUGGCCGGCUCUGAGGACGAGGAUCACCAGGGAAGUGUCUGCAGCAUGACCGAGGACGCCAGCCCGCCGCCCAGCACCUCCACUCACAAGGAACCAGGAAAAGCCAGGGCCAAUAGCCUUGUGUGUCUAGGAAGCCAGCGGGCCUCUGGGCUCUUCCACAAGCAGGUGACAGUUGCCAGACAAGCCAGUCUCCCUGGGAGCCCACAAGUCCUCCGAAACCCUCUCUUCCGCCAGAAGAGAGUGGGCUGCUAUGAUGCCAACGAUGCCAGCGAUGAAGAGUUUGAUGCCGAAGGGGACUGCAUUUCCCUCCCAGGGACCCUUCCAGGUCCCAGCAAGCCUCUGACAGAGGACGAUUCUAGGCAUGUCUUGAUGACCUCUUCCAAGGUCAUGGGUAUCAACAAUCAGGAGGCACAGCCCCAGAAAACACUGGUCAGCAAGGCCUCCUCAGUGCCUCUCCUUGGCAGCUCGUUGGACUUAGAGGAGAGUGUCCCAAGGGGCAUGGGGGACAGUCCUUCCCACACAGCCAACCUGCUUGCCUCUGCAAAGGCUCCCAAGGGUGGCCCUGGCUGUUCGGGGAAGAAGGAACUGUCAGGAUCGAGGAGUUCACCCAAAUUGGAAUACAAAGCCGGUACAGAGACACAGAGUCUGGUGAGCACAGACAGCCCCAGUUCCCCCCAGCAGAAGAAUAACACCCUGGAGUCCAGGCACAAACCAGUGGCCAGGGUCAGCGCAUACCGCAAGAGGCCAGAGGCUGAGGCCAGGCCCAGUGGCUCGGAGACAGUAAACCUGACUGAUGGAGCCGAUGGCCCAUGUGGUCUAGACUUGAACAUCCAGGCCACUUCCGUCAAAGUGACUGUGCCUGGUUUUCGGCCAGGUGCAACUGUGGAGAAGGAAUCUCUGGGGCUGACCAUCGGGGAUGGACAUGUCCCUACCGACUGGGAGCCAACCAGUGCUCUGCCCCACCCAAAUGAUGGCCACAUCACAGAGAACCCGCCCGAAGGUGCACCAGAGCAGAAGCAACAACCCAGGACAGGCCUGGAUGGCUCCCCGGACCUCGUCCCUUCCCCAGGGCAGAAGGGGACCGCUCACCCUGACCCCAGCAAGACCUCGGUGGAUGCAGGGCAAGUGAGGCAGCCUGAGGGCCCCAGAGAGCCAGCAUCACCCAGGGUCCCCGAGUCUGAGGACGUAUCUCGAGUCAGACUCACCCGCGAGUGCAGCGCAUCCCCGGGGAAGAUGGCAACAGCUCAUCCUGACUUCAGCAAGACCCGAGCAGCUGCAGAAGCCAGCUCACCUGACACCACCAGGAAGGCCCACAGGGGAGCAGGAUCUGAGGCGGAGGGAGCAUCUCCAGCCAGCGCUGUCGUGUUACAAGACCCCCUCACAUCCCAGGAGGAGAGACAGGGGGUUCCAGGUAACCACAGCAAGGCUCUGCAAACAACAGCAACCCUCGGGCCUGAAAACUCCCAGAAGUCAGCUCUGCUCCAGGGAGUAGACUCCGUGUCUGAGGGGGCCCCACAGGCCAGCCCCACCCGGCCGUUGCCCACUAACAAGGCCCAAGAGAGGUGUGGCAGUGUCUCGGGCCACUGCUGCCCCAGGGAGAGUGAAGGGAGCCCUGUGACUGACAUCGACAGACUCAUCAGGGAGUUGGAUGCUUCUGAAGCAAGACCUCAGUCUCCCCAGAAAGGGGACCAGCCGAGUCCAGAGGGCAGCUGUCAGGAUCAACCUCCAGCGGGAGCUGGAGAAAGAAGUUCCCGCCAGGCCCAGCCUGUCACAGGGAACCAGACCCCCACCCCCAGGAGGGCCUGGGCUGCUGGCCAACCCCCUCACCCACAGUGGGCCUCCCAACCUUCAGUUUUGGAUUCAAUUAAUCCUGACAAACAUUUUACUGUGAACAAAAACUUUCUGAGCAACUACUCUAGAAAUUUUAGCAAUUUUCAUGAAGACAGUAUGUCCCUGUCAGGCCUGGGCGACAGCACGGAGCCGUCUCUCUCGUCCAUGUAUGGCGAUGCUGAGGACUCGUCUUCUGACCCCGAGUCGCUCACUGAAGCCCCACGAGCUUCCACCAGGGACAGCUGGUCACCUCCUCGUUCCCGUGGGUCUUCUCACAAGGAAGAUACUAUGGAGUCUGAGGAGGAGCAAAUUGAAAUAUGUUCCACAAAUGGUUCCCCCCUUCCACCCUCAACUACUGCUCCUGUGCCUGCCCGGGCUGCACCCUGCCCUGCUGUGGCCAAAGUUCUGCCAUUAAAGCACAGUGCUCUGAGUGAAGUGGUGGGAAGUCCAUGUGGGAGAGCUUCCUUCGUGCCAGGAGCCUCACGCCCUUCAAUCCCAGACUCUUCCCAGCCCUUGUCUCUCUUGGAUAUAAGCUCUCAGGAACAUGAACCUCACAUGGACAUAAGGAUUUCACAGAACCACAGGCCCUCAUGUGAAGAAGAAACUGUGGAAGCCCCCAGUGCUAGCUCAGCUGUGAAAAACAGGCAGCCUUCUAAAGCCACCAGGCAUUUUCAUAACCCCCCGGUCACUCUCAGCUCUCCUAACAUGGUAAAUGGUUUGAAACAUGACUUGCUAGAUGACGAAACACCAAAUAAAAAACAAGAAACAAAUGUUAAUGCAACUGAAAAUCAGUCCUCCCUCAGUGUGGAUAUCCCUAAGAAUGGAGUGUCUGUUUUGGCAAGUCCACACAUCUCCGAAAGUCAAGACCUGGAUGACUUGCUACAGAAACCAAAAAUGACCUCCAGGAGGCCCAUCAUGGCCUGGUUUAAAGAAAUAAAUAAAAAUAACCAAGGUUUGCAUUCGCAGAGCAAAACUGAAAAGGAACAAUCCGUGGUGCCCCCCAGAAGUCCUGACUUCAAAGGUCAGGUGUUGAUCUCAAGCCACAAAAAGGGAGGUGCUGUGCCGAACAGCCCUCCUCAGCUGAAACUGAGUCUUGAAAAUAAAGACUCACCUAAAAAAAGCUCGGUGGAAACACUUUUAAGUAACUGUCAGAAAUCCAAGUCUGGUCCGAAGCUGAAGAGACUGAGCAUCAAGAGCAAAGUCAGUUCCGAGGCCCGUGCUGCUAAUGCGGCUAAGGCUGGUGGGAUGGAGCACGGGAAAUCCCUCAUUUCACCACAGACCUCCCACAAAAUGCUUGCUAAGGUAGCGUCACACCAGUCCCACGUAGCUGACCAUGAGGAACCUGACAAAAAGGCCACAGCCACCCCCAAGUCUCCCCAGUGUGUGCUGGAGAGCAAGCCGCCCCCUGCUGCCUCGGGGUCACUGAAGCCCUCGGUGUCAGACACGAGCAUCAGAACAUUCACGUCGCCCCUGACUGCCCCCAGGACUUUUCCUGAGCAAGGUGCAUGCAGUAGGUUCCACACGGCUUUCCACUCAGAACCCGACGGAGGUUGCCCAGCUGCCCCCAGAUCUCCUAAGUGGGGAGCGGAGAGCAAGGCUCCCCCUGCAGCCUCGGAGGCAAGUCCCCCCGCAGCAUCAAGGAGCAGCACGGCCACAGCAGUGAACAAGCGAGAGAUCCCCCCUCCUGCACAGAGCGAGCGGUGUGUGUCCAGCCAAACGGAUUCAGCACCAGAAGCAGCCCAACCCGGAGUGACUGGUGACAAAGAAGGCAAAAUAAUUGCUAGUGAUCCUCUAGAAAGAGCAAACCAGCUGAAAAUAGUUGAAAUUUCUUCUGAAAGAAUGCCAAAGAUUGCAUGUGGUGACAAGCCAGCUGAAAGUGACAGACAGGGAGGGUUCUUGGCCCAGAGCAACUGUCAGGAGAAGAGUGAAAUCAGACUCUGCCACCAGUCAGUGGAAUCGUCCCCAGGUCAUCCCUUGUCACUCACAUCUCGUGCCCCCCAGGUGGAGCAGGAAAUACAGCGAUCUUUCAGCAUGGCCAAACGGGCUGCUUCCUCCUCCUCCCCACAACUGCCUGCUAAAAAGGCAGAUUCCUCCCAGGAGAAGUCCAGCCAGCUGUCAAACUGCCUAGGGAUGCCCAAGAACGGCACACCUGUGGGCCCAGCGCUGGAUGACCAUCCCUACUUCACGCCAAGACCAGCAACCAGAACCUACUCCAUGCCGGCCCAGUUCGCAAGCCAUUUCGGACGGGAGGGGCAUUCCUUGCACAGCCCAGGUCGCUCUCAUCGGGACAGCCAGAUCCCUGUGACAAGCGGUGGCCUCCUUGAGGCCAAGGCACCCAGGGGUGGCGUUCUUGGCCUGGUUAAUGGUCAGGGUAUAUAUAGUGUGAAGCCCCUGCUGGAGACAUCGAGGAACCUUCCACCAACAGACGAAGGGGAUGUGCUUUCAGGGCAGGAAAUGAGCUGCCUAGUCACAGACAAGAUCAAAGUCACCAGAAGACAUUACUACUCUGAGCAGAACUGGCCCCACGAAUCUACCUCAUUUUUCUCUGUCAAGCAGAGGAUCAAGUCUUUUGAGAACCUGGCCAAUUCUGACCGGCCCGUGGCCAAGUUGGGGGCAUCCCCUUUUUUGUCAGUGAGCUCCAAGCCUCCCAUUGGGAGACGGUCGUCUGGCAGCGUGGUUUCCGGGAGCCUCAGCCACACUGGUGACCCAACAGCAAGGUCGCUGAGACGCAGCCUGAGUUCCUGCAGCGAAAGCCAGAGUGAAGCCAGCACCCUCAUCCCCCAGAUGACCAAGUCCCCGUCCAGCACGACGUUGACAGUCUCCCGGCAGAAUCCGGCAGAGGCCAGUAACAAGGGCCCUGACUCGGACCCAAAGAAAUCACUUGGUUCUUCCGGAAUUCCCACCCCAGUGGUGACCCCGGCGUCUCCCGUCAAGAGGAACAAGUCCUCGGUGCGCCACAACCAGCCCUCGCCUUUAUCCCGCUCUAAGCUCCAGGAGCUGAGAGCCUUGAGCAUGCCCGACCUGGACAAGCUCUGCAGCGAGGAUUUCUCAGCAGGGCCGACCGCCAUGCUCUUCAAAACCGAGCUGGAAAUCGUCCCCAGGAGGUCACUUGGCUCCCCUCUUGGAGGCCUCAAUGGGUCCACUGCCCUUUCAUGCCCUGUGAAGGGAGGGGACAAGGCCUGUCCAGGAGGAAGCAGACCUAAAGCCAGUGACCCUCGGGUACCCAGUUCAGCCCAUGUGGGUGAAACCACCCAGGAUCAGCCUUCCGGAAAAAACUGGUCAGUUAAUUUGGAUCAACUUCUUGUCUCAGCGGGGGACCAGCAAAGAUUACAGUCUGUUCUGUCAUCGGUGGGGGCAAAGUCUACCAUCCUAACUCUCAUUCAGGAAGCGAAAGCACAAUCAGAGAAUAAAGAAGACAUUUGCUUCAUAGUCUUGAAUAAAAAAGAAGGCUCAGGUCUGGGAUUCAGUGUGGCAGGAGGGACAGACAUGGAGCCAAAACCAGUUGUGGUUCACAGGGUGUUUUCUCAGGGGGCAGCUUCUCAGGAAGGGACUGUGAACCGAGGGGAUUUCCUUCUGUCGGUCAAUGGCGCCUCACUGGCAGGCUUAGCCCACGGGGAUGUCCUGAAGGUUCUGCACCAGGCACAGCUGCACAAGGAUGUCCUCAUGGUCAUUAAGAAAGGGAAUGAUCAGCCCAGGCCCUGCACCAGGCAGGAGCCUCCCACAGCCAGUGGGAAGGGCUCGCUGUCCAGAAAGACCAUCCUCCUGGAACCUGGAAUGGGGAGAAGUGUAGCUGCACAGGAUGCUCUGUGUGUUGAAGUGCUGAAGACCUCGGCUGGGCUGGGCUUGAGUCUGGAUGGAGGAAAAUCGUCCAUGUCUGCAGAUGGGCCACUGUUCAUUAAAAGAGUGUACAAAGGUGGUGCAGCUGAACAAGCUGGAACAAUAGAAGCUGGAGAUGAAAUUCUUGCCAUUAAUGGGAAACCCCUGGUUGGGCUCAUGCACUUUGAUGCCUGGAAUAUUAUGAAGUCUGUCCCAGAGGGACCUGUGCAGUUAGUAAUUAGAAAGCACAGGAAUUCCUCAUGAAACAGGCACUAGGAGUGAUAAUCACUAGUAGUGCUUAUGUUUUUUAACCAGAAUCUCCUUUUCUCAGUUCCUUUCUUACUUUAGCAAACCAGAAUGACUUCUCAAAACGAUGGGUUCCUGAAACAACAGAGAAACAUUGGUGUAGGCGAGGACUAUGAAAAUCUCCGAGUCUUUCCUUAUACCUGAAGCUGACACCUCCUUUGUGUGCAGCAGCAAUGGAGCUGAACUCGGGAAGCCUCCCCCCUGGAUCUCCUAGGUUGGGGGGCUCAUUUGGUUCCAGUGCCUGUCCCUACCUUGUAUGUUCACUGAUGGGGACACAGAUGUGACAUGCCCUUUUUCACCUGAAACAUUCAGCUAGACCUUCACGUCCCUCUUGCCACCUCUCCCAACAUACCCAAUCUUGGCAGUCAGGGAGCUAACAGAGUCUGAGGGGCAACACAAAUGUCACAACUGAAAGGACUGUAGUUUUAUAUAAUUUUGUAGGUAAAUAACUGCUUUUAGGCACAUUCAAUGGAAAGAGCUGUAGGUCUGUAUGUUACCCUGGGGGGGGGGGGUGGAAUCAGUUAUGACCUAAUGGCUAGGCUGAGCUCAGGAAUUAUGCGAAAAUGAAAAAAGCAAGAUACAGAAAGUAAUAUUUUUUAGUGAGUAUAAUGUGCAACGUGUGGAUGCAGAGUUCAACUCAGUGGGUUGCUGAUCACCAUGAAGUGUUGAUUGUAAUUACAAAUGUAAGUCGUAAGGCUGUUUUACAGAAAUGCAGUUCUGAUAAAUUGUAUUAAAUAGCCAUGAACUUUGCUGCUUAGAGCGAGCAGAAAGUUCCAGCUCUGAAAGCACCUUGCACCUAGUUUGGAACUUGUCUUGAAUAAGGUGCCUGAAUUCAAGACUGGUCAACAUAAAAGCAGGCAAAAAUAUCACAGUCACUGGAUUUCCAUUUCUAUAUUUUAUGCACUCCAACCACUAAUUGAAACUAAAUUAUUUUUAGAAAUCAAAUAUCUUUUUAAUGCCCUUGAAUUUAUAAACAUAAGCGUUAUAUUUACAAUCCAAAUAGAAGAGCUUAAAAUCAUCCUUUUUAAGAGACUUUCUGUUUGGUUGGUUUCCCCCCUUUCCCAACAUGCUUAAGAAAUGGAACAUUUCUAAGCAUUGAUCUCCUUUCCUGACCUGGGUGUCAUGACAUAACCUCUGCAGUGACUGAAGUUUUUGCUGUUCUUGUUUUCCUGUUUUGCAAAUUCUUCCUUUUGCCAAAAAUGUUUCCCUGCAGAAGACUGUUGUGACUGACUCACACUG
This is a messenger RNA of Diceros bicornis minor, 10192 nucleotides long. It is a transcript of the gene PDZD2, whose product is annotated as PDZ domain containing 2. Gene Ontology annotation, molecular function: protein binding. NCBI's taxonomy places the organism in Eukaryota, Metazoa, Chordata, Mammalia, Perissodactyla, Rhinocerotidae. Bases 356 to 8911 code for a protein of 2851 amino acids. The record is from RefSeq and is a predicted model, not a curated record. The transcript has 24 exons.